Messenger RNA from Cuculus canorus (common cuckoo), 1674 nucleotides. It is a transcript of the gene MRPL44, whose product is annotated as mitochondrial ribosomal protein L44. Gene Ontology annotation, cellular component: nucleus. Gene Ontology annotation, molecular function: ribonuclease III activity; double-stranded RNA binding. The transcript is spliced from 4 exons. Bases 53 to 1033 code for a protein of 326 amino acids. The record is from RefSeq and is a predicted model, not a curated record. Lineage: Eukaryota; Metazoa; Chordata; Aves; Cuculiformes; Cuculidae. Gene Ontology annotation, biological process: rRNA processing; regulation of gene expression; primary miRNA processing.
GUGGUGCCGCGUUUCCGGGGGAAGGCGGUGGUGCGCUGCGCUUCCCGCCGCUAUGGCGGUCUCGUUGUUCCUCCGGGCCUCGCGGCGGCUGCUCGCCCUGCCCGGGGCUGCGGCCCAGCGGGGGGCGGUGACCUUCGUGCAGCCCCGCCAGAAGAAGAGGUGGCUCCGCGCGUACCUGGAGCAGCAGCGGCUGGAGGAGGCUCCGCGACGGCGAUCGGAGAAGCCCAACUGGGAUUACCAUGCAGAGAUACAGGCUUUUAGUCACCGGCUACACGAGAAUUUUUCGCUGGAUCUGCUCAAGACUGCAUUUGUUAAUUCGUGUUACAUUGAAAGCGAAGAGGCAAGACGCCGAGAACUCGGGAUAGACAAAGAAAUGGUUGCGCUUAAUCUACAGGAUAACAGUAAACUUGCUGAGCAGGGGGUGUCUUUUUCACGCUCUUACCUGACAAGAUGCUUUGAAGGUGCCUACCCAGAUUUACCUGCACAGGGAGUAGGAGCACUUGUUGAUUUUCUCACUGGCCAAGAACUUGUUUCUUACGUGGCUCGAAACCUGUCUAUACAGGACCUGACGCUUUGCAAAGAGUUUCCCGUCCCACCAGCUGUGCUGCAGAGGACAUUCUUUGCUGUGAUAGGAGCACUGCUUGGAAGCAGCGGGCCUGAGAAAACAGGGAUCUUUGUUAGGGAUUUUUUCUUUCCUGAACUGAUUGGAAAAGACCUGUUUGAGAUCUGGGAAGUUGUAAACCCUAUGGGCUUACUAGUGGAAGAACUGACCAAGAGGAACAUCUCUCCUCCAGAACCAAGAAUCACCAGGCAGCUGGGAGUCAGCACAGUUCUGCCGCUGUACUUUGUUGGGCUGUACUGCGAUAAGAAGAUCAUCGCUGAAGGUCCUGGUGAAACACUGCUUGCUGCAGAGGAAGAAGCUGCCCGUGUGGCACUGCGGAAGCUCUAUGGGUAUACGGAGAACAGGAGACCUUGGGAUUACUCAAAAUCCAAACAAGGAUUGGCAGUUGAAAAGGCUAUCAGCAGUAACUAGAUAAUAAAAGACAUUUCUGAUUUCUCUUAAGAAUUAAUGGUUUCCAUGCUGAGUAGACAUGUAUUUAGGAAAGCAAAAUUCACUUCGGUUUUCUGAUCUUAAGUGUUUGAAAUUUUAAAAUCAAAUAUGGUAUUAAAAUAAAUAAAGUCUUUUGUGUGAUGUUUAAUAUUUGCUCAUAACAAAAGCACCUUUUUUUCUGAAGGCUGAGCUUUUCCAUAUGUCACAGGAGGCUGUUAAUAAUGUGUGACAGAGUCUCACUGUAUAGGAAAAAGUUUCACAAGUGCUUCCUUGGGGACCGUUAAUAAGAUGAGUUGAAUUACAUACACAAUAUAAAUCCUUGGAUUGCAGCUGGGUUCAUUUGCCCUUCACCUUGUGAAAACACAAAAUGUGCUUUCGAUGAUAUUGAUGCUGUUGGUGGUCCCAUUUAAAAUAAAAGUGGGAAUGGCACUUUGGAGGUCUCUCUGCUUGCAUACAGAUUUUAUUCGCCAUACACAUUGGAUUCUGUUGUUGGAGCACGCUCUGAAAGGGGUGUUGUUUUUAAAAUCUGUAAAAAGGAAAAUAAGGGCAGUGAAGGCCUUUCCCAAAGAAAUGGGAGAACAUUGUUUAAUGCUAGGCUCUAAGAUAAGCUGUAGACUUCUCUU